Messenger RNA from Penicillium oxalicum, 993 nucleotides. Its product is annotated as ribose-phosphate diphosphokinase. Gene Ontology annotation, molecular function: magnesium ion binding; ribose phosphate diphosphokinase activity. Gene Ontology annotation, cellular component: cytoplasm; ribose phosphate diphosphokinase complex. The record is from RefSeq and is a predicted model, not a curated record. Bases 1 to 993 code for a protein of 330 amino acids. The transcript is spliced from 4 exons. Lineage: Eukaryota; Fungi; Ascomycota; Eurotiomycetes; Eurotiales; Aspergillaceae. Gene Ontology annotation, biological process: purine nucleotide biosynthetic process; 5-phosphoribose 1-diphosphate biosynthetic process; ribonucleoside monophosphate biosynthetic process.
AUGUCCUCAGCCAAUUCAAUUAAGUUGCUGACUGGCAACAGCCAUCCUGAGCUGGCUCAGCUUGUGGCUGACCGUAAAGCUAACAUUGAAGGCGUCGACAGUCUCGGAAUUGAGCUGACCAAGAUCAUGGUCUUGCAAUACUCUAACCAAGAGACCAGCGUCACGAUCGGAGAGAGUGUUCGGGAUGAAGAUGUCUUCAUUCUGCAAUCAACACGGCCCAAUGACAUCAACGAUGGUCUUAUGGAGCUCCUCAUCAUGAUCAAUGCCUGCAAGACUGCCUCGGCCCGGCGAAUCACUGCCGUUAUCCCCAAUUUCCCAUACGCUCGCCAGGAUAAGAAGGACAAGAGCCGCGCGCCCAUUACGGCUAAACUCAUGGCCAACAUGCUACAGACCGCUGGCUGCAACCAUGUCAUUACCAUGGAUCUGCACGCUAGUCAGAUCCAGGGCUUUUUCAACGUGCCCGUUGACAAUCUGUACGCUGAGCCUAGCAUGCUUAAGUGGAUCCGCGAGAACCUUGAUGUCAGCAACUGUGUCAUUGUCAGCCCCGAUGCUGGUGGCGCUAAGCGUGCGACUGCCAUCGCUGAUCGUCUCGACUUGCAAUUCGCUUUGAUCCACAAGGAGCGUGCGCGACCCAACGAGGUCUCUCGCAUGGUCCUCGUCGGUAACGUCAAGGACAAGAUCGCCAUCAUUGUCGACGACAUGGCUGAUACCUGCGGAACUCUCGUCAAGGCUGCUGACACUGUGAUGCAGCACGGUGCCAAGGAGGUCAACGCCAUCGUUGUUCAUGGUAUUCUCUCUGGCAAGGCCAUCGAGAACCUGAACGGCAGCCGCUUGAACCGCCUUGUGGUGACUAACACCGUCCCCCAUGCCGAGAAGAAGGAGCAGUGCGACAAGAUUGAGACUAUUGACAUCUCGCCGACGCUGGCGGAGGCCUGCCGUCGUACUCACAACGGCGAGUCAGUAAGCUUCCUCUUCUCGCACGCAGUCGCGUAA